AUCGCUUUGAGCGAUUGAAAAAAUUUUGGCGAAAAUAAAAUUUAACUAUUUACAGUGAAAUACGACAUUUUAAAGUUUAAAAACAAUUCAAAUCAGUAAAUAAAAGUUCAGUAAUCAUGGCUAGAUACAUACAACGUCCAGAAAAUGCCUUGAAAAGGGCUUUUGAGUUUAUCGAAGUCGGAAAGGAAGCUCGAGCACUCGAUACUUUACAAGAAGUUUUCCGGAACAAGAAGUUUAGUUAUACUUGGUCUGAAUCCGUUAUGGAACCAAUUAUGAUGAAGUAUUUGGAACUUUGUGUUGAGCUCAAGAAGAGUCAUAUUGCAAAAGAAGGCUUAUUCCAGUACCGUAACAUGUUUCAAUUGGUAAAUGUCGGUUCUUUGGAAAAAGUAAUUCGAUAUUACUUAACAUUGGCAGAGGAACGAUGUGAAACAGCUAGAAAGAAGUCAAGUCAAGCAGUUUUAGAUAUUGAUGAUUUGGAUAAUUUGGCAACUCCAGAAAGUAUUUUAUUGUCAGCCGUUUGUGGAGAAGAUGCUCAAGAUCGUUCAGAUCGAACAAUCCUUUUGCCUUGGGUUAAAUUCUUGUGGGAAAGUUAUUGUCAAUGUUUGGAACUUCUUCGUGUCAAUACCCACUGUGAAAUUCUUUAUCAUGAUAUUGCACGUAAAGCUUUCCAAUUCUGUUUGAAUUAUAAUCGUAAAAUGGAAUUCAGAAAGUUGAGUGAGAAGCUUCGUAAGCAUCUUGAUGAUAUUGGAAAACCAACAGCACCGAGUACACAAGUUAGCAUUCAAAAGCCAGAAACUCAACAAUUGAAUUUGGAUACUCGUCUAUAUCAACUCGAUAGUGCAAUUCAAAUGGAAUUGUGGCAAGAAGCCUAUAAAGCUAUUGAAGAUAUUCAUGGCUUAAUGACUUUAUCGAAAAAGACACCGCAACCCAAAACGAUGGCAAACUAUUAUCAGAAAUUAGCUAUGGUAUUUUGGAAGGCUGAAAAUCGUCUGUUUCAUGCUGCCGCAUUACUUCGUUUAUUCCAAUUAUCUCGUGAAUUGAAAAAGACUAUAACACCCGAAGAAUUGCAACGUAUGGCUUCACAUGUUCUUGUUGCUACAUUAGCUAUUCCACUUCCAUCAGCACAUCCUGAAUAUGAUCGAUUCAUUGAAACUGACAAGAGUCCUUUGGAAAAGGCACAACGUUUAGCUGUUUUGUUGGGAUUAACUCAACCGCCAUCUCGUGCAUCACUCUUAAAGGAUAUCCUCAGAACAAAUGUAUUCCAAUUGGCAUUACCAGAAUUCCAAAAUCUUUAUAGAUGGUUGGAAGUUGAAUAUAAUCCAUUGAAACUUUGUUCUAAUGUCUCAAAUGUCAUUGGCUUCAUUAAACAAGAACAAAGUGGAUUCUUCUUACAAUACACUGAUGCUCUUCAAGACGUAACAUUAGUUCGUUUAGUUCGUCAAGUUUCGCAAGUAUAUCAAACAAUUGAAUUUAUUCGUUUCCUCGAAUUGGCUAAGUUUGCUGACAAGUUUAGGCUCGAACGAAUUUUAGUCGAUUGUGUCAGACAUAAUGACAUGCAAAUAACAAUUGAUCAUAAACAAAGUAUGGUUCUAUUCGGAACUGACUUGAGCGAGAGUCAACGCGAAGAUCAUGCUGAUGGUCCAACACUUCAAUCAAUGCCGUCCGAACAAGUUCGUCAACAAUUGGUUAGCAUGUCGGUAGUCCUUCAUCGUGCUAUUGCAGCAAUUAAUCCAAGUCUUAAUAAAGCUGAUCGUGAAGCACAAAAAGCUCAACUUGUUUCCUUUUAUCAUGAAAAUAAGGAACGUGAACAUCAAAAUAUUCUAAUUCGUCAGCAAAUCAUUGAAGAUCGUAAAGAAUUUAUUGAACGAAUGAAUACAGAGAAGGAAGAAGAAGAAUAUCGUCGUCAAGAAGAAAUCCAGAGACAGCAUAAAUUAGCUGAACAAAAACGUAUGGAGCAAGAAGCAGAAGAAAGAGAACGUAAACGUCAAGAAAAUGAAUUAAAACAAAUCAAGAGUCGUACAAUGAUGGAGAAAAUGCAACAAAUAUCUCAAACUACUCAUGGACAAAAACUUAUGAAGAUUAUUGAAGAAAAAGGCACAACCUGUGAUCCCGAUGAGAUUGCUAAGGAAGAACAAAAUGCACUCAUUCGUGAACGUAAGGAAUUACAAUCACGUCUCAAGUCACAAGAAAAGAAGAUUGAUUACUUUGAACGUGCUAAACGUGUUGAGGAAGUUCCAUUAAUUAAAGAUUACUUGAAAGAAAUGGCAGUAAAGGAGGAAGUUUUCUGGGAUAAUCAAGAAAAAACAAGAAUUGAAAAUGCAAUUGCUGAAAGAAAGAAUGCAUUACAGCAACAAGAACGAUUAAAGAGAAUGCAUUUUGAUCGUGAUGCAUACAUGGAUCAAUUAAAGGCAGAACGUAAGACAUUGCAUGUUGAAAAACUUGCUAAAUUCAAUGAAAUGCUAGAGGUUGAAAAGAAGAAGCGAUUAGCACAGCGUGUUGUUGAGAGACGUAAGGAACGACGUGACAAAUGGCUUGCUGAAAAGGAAGCUGAAAGACAACGCAAAUUGGAUGAAAUUCGUCGUGAAGAAGAAGAAAGAAUGAAGAUUGAACGUGAGAAACGCGACAAGGAACGUGCUGAACUUGAAGAGAAAUUAAAGAAACAAAGUGAAAUCCAAAAACAACGAGAUUUGGAAAUGGAAGAAAAGGCUAGAGCACGUAGAGAACAAGAUCGCGAUACACCACGCGACAGACCAGAAGCUUCAAAACCAACUGCAUGGCGCGGAACUGGCGAAUCUCGUGAAACCAGAGAUACAAGAGAUACACGCGAAACAAGGGAACCGCGAGAAGCUAGAGAAACUAGAGAUACACGGGACACACGUGAAGAUCAAGCACCAAAAGAUAAUAUUUGGCGUUCAAGAACAGUCAAUGAAGGUGAAUCUAAGGUUCAAGAUCCACCAAAUAGAUGGAAACGCGACGAACAAAAGCCAAGAGAUGAUACUAGAAGAACUGAUGAUACCAGAAGAACUGAAGAUAGACGAACUGAUGAUAGACGUGAAGAACGUAGAGGUGAUGAUAGACGUGAUGGUGGAAAUUGGCGAACAACUGGAGAAUCAGGCUGGCGAACAGGACGAGAUACACGCGAUAAUAAAGAAUCUUCAGGAGAUUCAGGUUGGCGUUCAACAGGACGUGAUUCACGAGAUAAUAAGGAAAAUUCAGGCGGUAGUACUUGGCGUACAGUUGGUGAAUCUAGAGAUCGUGACAACAAGGAUAGACCAGAAAGAAAUGAAGGAGUUCGUAGAGACAGAAAUGAAGGUUCAGAUUUUCGUCGUGGCGGAGAUAGAGAUAAUGAUAAUAGACGCACAGGAGAUAAUGAUAAUAGACGUACAGGAGGUGAUGAUAAUAGACGUACAGGAGGUGAUGAUCGUCGUGCAGGAGAUAGAGAUAACAGACGUGGAAAUGAUCGCGGUGGAUUUAAGAAAAAUGAUAGCAGACAGGACAAUAAGCCAAAAGAUGAUUCAACAUCUUGGAGAAGUGGAAAUUAAAUUCGCAAAUUUAAACUUUUUUGAUUUUUUUAAGGCAUAACAUUUUCGUCGUGGUUUUCUUCUUUCAAAGUUCCAAAAUUUUAGUUCACAUGAUGAUGAUGAUGAUGAAUAUUGAUGAUUUUAAGGUAAAAAAUAGUUAAUUAUAGUUCAACGUAAUUUUUUCUACAAAAUUUCAAAUAAUAAUAAAAACUGAAAGUGACAUUGACUGUUUUGUGUGGGUUGGAAGCAGCACUUAGGCAAUGAAAUGCAACCAAGAAAGCCUCUUCCGAAAAAAACAAUGCAAUUAAUGAAGAAAAUUAGCCAACAAUCAAUUUUAUAAUAAAUAAUCACAUGCCACUACAUUAUUGGAGCUGCCUUUCUGGCUCUUUAUUAAAAAUAACACAAUUAUGUAAUAAUGGAAAAAAAAGAAAAGAAAAGAAAUAGCAUUCGUACAUAUAUGGCGAAAAUUAAUAUUCGAUAAAAUAUAUAAUUCAAUUCGUAAACACUUUUAGUAGAUUUAUAUUAGGUAAUGCAAUUAUGUUACAGACUAUGAAUAAUUUUCAUUAAUUUUUUUUGUGGGUUCUGUUUCUGCCUGCUACCUACCUAUCUAUCUAUCGUUUUCUGUUGACAUAAAGAAUAAAUUAAAAUUAAACUAAAUUAAUAAUAUUGUUCUGGAUGUUUCUUAGCAUAAUUUCUAGCAUCCUUUUUGCAUUGUAUCUGAAAGAAUCGCUAAAAUACAGAAAUAAAUGAAACUCUUUG
Molecule: messenger RNA, 4280 nt
Organism: Chironomus riparius
Lineage: Eukaryota; Metazoa; Arthropoda; Insecta; Diptera; Chironomidae
Source: the annotation of a GenBank genome assembly